AUGGAAGCUAGCAUCCAACUCAUGCAGGUUAUCCAAGAAAUGAGAGCAAAAAUCAACAGACUAGAGGAAGAGAAUCAUACCCUCCGUGUGAAGCUGACUUCGGUUAACCAGAUGGCCUCUGGCUCAGAAAAGGAAUCCAGAGAUGAAAGGGAAGAAGCAGAGUACGGGCAAACUCCAGGAGCCCUUCCUCAUGGUGUUCCCACUGAUUCUCCAUCAGCUCUGCAGGAACAAGGCAAUGUCAUGAUUGUCAGACGCUACUCCGUUUCUCCAGCAGUUCACUCCUGUGCAGCGAAUGACCCCUGGAAAGCUCGAAACAGACUUCCAAACAUCAUCGGAGCAUCACUGGCACGUUCUUCCACUAGAAAUCAGGACAAUGGAGAAAAGAUGCUGGCUGCAGUUGCUUACAGCAGCAGUAGCUCCAGCCAGAGAGCUUCUUCUGAUCACAGUUUUGUUUGCAGGUAA
Messenger RNA from Microtus oregoni (creeping vole), 462 nucleotides. RefSeq names its product putative coiled-coil domain-containing protein 195. Bases 1 to 462 code for a protein of 153 amino acids. The transcript is spliced from 2 exons. The record is from RefSeq and is a predicted model, not a curated record. NCBI's taxonomy places the organism in Eukaryota, Metazoa, Chordata, Mammalia, Rodentia, Cricetidae.